This is a messenger RNA of Lactuca saligna, 1515 nucleotides long. Lineage: Eukaryota; Viridiplantae; Streptophyta; Magnoliopsida; Asterales; Asteraceae. The record is from the annotation of a GenBank genome assembly.
CAUCAUUCAUUGCAAAAGAAGAAUUCAAGACAAGGGCUUCAAAUUUCAUUACAAAUCCUGUUUUUUGAAAGGUUUCUUAUUUUUAUUCGAAAUCAAUACAUAAAAAAGGUCUCUUUGAUUUCAUUCAUUAUCGAAUUCUUCUCGCGAUAACUUCAAUCUCAUCGAUCAACAAGAAUUCAAGAAGAUAGAAAUUAGGGGUUUCGCCUCUUAAUCAAACCAGAAGAAUCCAUGAAUCCUUUUCAAUCUCAUCGCCUAAAAACAUCCACACCAACAUUCUAAAACCUGAACCAUUUACAAUGAGCAGACCAGAAUUCAUCGAAGACGCCACAAUAAUCGGUGGAUUGAUCGGAGUCCAGUUUAUAUACGCCGGAAACUCAAUUUUGCAGAAAUAUCUCAUGUCUGAAGGCCUUCCUCAGUCUCCUUACAUCAUCUCCCUCAAUUUCAUCACCUUUCUUAUCCUCUCCCCUCUUGCAUUUUUCUUCGAAAGGAAAGCAUGGCCGAAGAGAUUGAGCGCCAAAUUAUCUGUUCAGUUGGUUUUGAUAUCGUUUUCAGGGGUGACGUUGUUUCAGUCGUUAAUGUUGAAGGGGAUAAACUUGACUUCAGCAUCCAUGGCUACAGCAAUGCCAAAUCUUGCACCAGGUCUCGUUUUUCUCAUUGCUUGGGCAUUUAGGUUAGAAAAAGUCAACCUCACAUGCACGUACAGUAGGGUCAAAAUUGUGGGUACUUUCCUAUGUGUGGUGGGGGCCAUUACAAUGACUAUUAUGCAAAGUACUAAACGAAAAACCGUCGCGAAAGACAUCUUCCCACACGACGCCUUGUCUCCACCAACCGACCACUUCUAUAUUUUCGAUAGGGACCAUAUUGUCGGCUGCUUGUAUCUCAUUGCUGCGGUUAUAGUUCUAUCAAGCAAUGUCAUCUUGCAGGCUAUAGCUUUAAGGGAUAUGCCAACGCCUAUAUCGUUGUGUGCAAUAACAUCUUUAAUCGGUGUGAUGCUAACUGUGAUGGUUGAGUUUAUUCAAGAUCAGGAAAUUGGAAAAGAAUGGCAAGUGUGGUGUUUAAAACAACUUAUGUGGUAUGCUUUAUUGGUUGGAACAGUAUCUGGAUUUUGUGUAAGCUUCAAUGGAUACGCAAUGAGGAAGAGAGGUCCUGUUUUGGUUUCCAUGUUUAAUCCAAUUGGCACUGUAAUCACUGUUGUCAUUUCUCGUUUCUUAGGUCACUCCAUUGCCAUUGGAAGCCUUACAGGUAUGUUUGUGAUGUUUACUGGGUUGUACUUUGUUCUAUGGGCUAAAGGAAAAGAGGGAUUUUUACAAAAAGAAGAGAACGAAAUUGGAAGGGAGUAUUGUGAUGUGGAGACGCCUCUACUUCAAUGACACCAGUAUUUUUGUUGUAUUUGUUUUGGAAAAAAGAUGUUCAUUUUAUGAAAGAUAAAAAUAUACUAUUGCUAAGUUGACACGGAUUAGUGUAGGGAAACUUGAUUUUUAUAACUUAUUAGUUAAAUUUAUGCUGAUAGGGUAA